Molecule: messenger RNA, 4471 nt
Organism: Pseudoliparis swirei
Lineage: Eukaryota; Metazoa; Chordata; Actinopteri; Perciformes; Liparidae
Gene: lrrc8c
Product: leucine rich repeat containing 8 VRAC subunit C
Exons: 3
Coding region: 658-3045 (795 amino acids)
Molecular function (GO): protein binding
Source: RefSeq, a predicted model, not a curated record
ACAUUAAAUAUGUAUUAUAAUAUACCAAUACGCCAAGUUUUCUCAUUAAAUUCUAGUGUUAAUCUUAAGUUAAUACAUUCAGUGAAGCUUGGUGACAAUUACAAUCAACUCUAACUUUAAAUAUUAAGAAAUAGGUUUGUGAUUUUAGUUCAUGAGCCUGAUAACAUUUCUUUAGAGAUAGAAUUGCACUCCCAUCCUAAAGUAGUGAGCUAAAAUUGGAAAUAUUGUAACUUUUAAUCUGUUUAAAUUUGUUUCAAUACACUUGCAUACACACAUAUGAAUGAAUUAUAACUAAAAGGUACUUUUGACCACUCGGCUGAGAAGCCGACUGAUAUUCAGUGAGCACAAAGCUCCUGGAGCUGUUGUGUCUGGGGGUAUUAUUAGCCGAGGAACCGCUCCGGUGUUCGCCCUUUCCUCCCCUCCGCCGCCCCCCAGUCAACCUCUCUGCUCGGGCUUCUCCACGAGUCCACGCCCCUGUGGCUGACAGCGGGCGACAUGCCUUCAUGGUCUGGCGGAGGAUCCAGGAAGGCUGGCACACCGAGAGAAGAGAGAGAAGAAGAAGAAAAAGGGGGGCGCCGCUAACAUCAUGAUCCCAAACCUCGUCGCGUGAUAAAAGCCCCUCACACCCUCCAGCUCUCACCUGAACGCAAGGGCAUCAUGAUUCCCGUCAUGGAAUUCCGGCAGUUCUCUGAACAGCAGCCAGGGUUCAGAGUCCUGAAGCCGUGGUGGGACGUGUUCACCGACUACCUGUCUGUCGUCAUGCUCAUGAUUGGCGUCUUUGGAUGCACUCUUCAGGUAAUGCAAGAUAAAAUCAUAUGCCUUCCUCUGAGAGUCUCGUCGCUCCCGGUGAACAAAAGUGAAGUGGAAUCCAAGUCACUGUUACACCUGCAAUCCAAUAUUUCAGCCCCAACGAGAGAAAUGACAGGUCGGAAAACCGAUCUGGAUCUCCAACAGUACAGUUUCAUCAACCAGAUGUGUUACGAGAAGGCUCUGCACUGGUAUGCCAAGUACUUCCCUUAUUUGGUUCUCAUACACACUCUGAUUUUCAUGGUGUGCAGCAACUUUUGGUUCAAAUUCCCCGGCUCAAGCUCUAAAAUAGAGCAUUUCAUCUCCAUGCUCAGCAAGUGCUUCGACUCUCCCUGGACCACACGAGCUUUGUCGGAGGUGUCCGGAGAAAAUACGGAGGAAAAGGAAGAUAAAAAGAGCGCCACAUUGAGGUCCACCAUCGCUUUGUCUCCUGGGGAAGGAAGUCUGGAGAAGACGCAGUCCCUCCGGUCCAUCCCGGAGAAGAUCGUGGUGGAAAAGCCGUCGGCGAGUGCCCUCGACAAAAGAGAGGGCGAACAAGCCAAAGCUCUUUUUGAAAAGGUGAAGAAGUUCCGUUUGCACGUUGAGGAAGGAGACAUCCUCUAUCUUAUGUACGUUCGGCAGACAGUGUUCAAGGUGUUCAAAUUCCUCCUGAUCGUCGCUUAUAAUAGCUCCCUCGUGAAUAAAGUGCGGAACACGGUGCUUUGUGAAGUGGAGAUCCAGGACAUGACGGGAUACAAAGACUUUAAAUGUAACCACACAAUGGCCCAUCUGUUCUCCAAGCUUUCCUACUGCUACCUGUGUUUGGUGGCCGUCUACGGCUUGACAAGCCUGUACACCUCUUACUGGCUGUUUUACCGCUCGCUCAAAGAGUACUCCUUUGAGUAUGUGCGACAGGAAACCGGCAUCAGCGACAUCCCAGACGUCAAGAACGACUUUGCUUUCAUGCUGCACAUGAUUGACCAGUACGACCCGCUGUAUUCGAAGCGGUUUGCCGUCUUUCUCUCCGAGGUCAGCGAGAACAAACUGAAGCAGCUCAACCUCAACCACGAGUGGACGGCGGAGAAGUUGCGUCAGAGGCUGCAGACGAACGGCAGCAACAGACUUGAACUUCAGCUCUUCAUGCUCCCGGGGUUACCCGACCCCGUCUUCGAGGUGGCGGAGCUGCAGUCCCUCAAGCUGGAGAUCAUCAACAAUGUCACCAUCCCGGCCUCCAUCUCGCAGCUGCAAGACCUGCAGGAGCUGUCUCUUUACCAGUGCUCUUUAAAGUUGCACACAACGGCUACCUCGUUCCUCAAGGAGAACCUGAAGGUGCUUCGGGUGAAAUUCGAUGACAACAGGGAACUUCCCCACUGGAUGUACGGCCUGCGCAACCUCGAGGAGCUCCAUCUCACUGGGUCUCUAUGCCCCGAUGUCUCCAAAAACAUCGUUCUCGAGUCACUGCGGGAGAUGAAGUGUUUGAAAACUCUCUCCCUGAAGAGUAAUUUGACAAAAAUACCCCAGUCCAUCGUGGAUGUCUCCAGCCAUCUGCAGCGGCUGUACUUCCACAACGAUGGCUCUAAACUCGUCAUGCUUAACAACCUGAAGAAGAUGACCAACCUGAUCGAGCUGGAGCUGGUACGUUGCGACCUGGAACGCAUCCCGCACGCGAUCUUCAGCCUGACCAAUCUGCAAGAGCUUGACCUCAAAGAGAACAACCUUCGCUCAAUAGAGGAGAUCAUCAGCUUCCAACAUCUUCGAAAACUAAUUUGCCUCAAACUUUGGUACAACGGCAUCACGUAUAUCCCGGAGCACAUCAAGAAGCUCGGCAGCCUCGAGCGCCUCUACUUCAGCCACAACAAGAUCGAGGUCUUGCCUUCGCACCUGUUCUUGUGCAACAAGCUUCGCUACCUGGACCUGUCCAACAACGACAUCCGGUUCAUCCCUCCAGAGAUUGGAGUCCUUCAGAGUCUACUGUAUUUCUCUGUCACCUGUAACAAAAUUGAAAGUCUGCCAGAUGAGCUGUUCUUUUGCAAAAAGCUCAAAACGCUAAAGCUCGGCAAGAACUCACUGUCCAUACUCUCGCCAAAGAUUUCCUACUUGGCUCUACUGACAAACUUGGACCUCAAAUGCAACCACUUUGAGAUUCUGCCACAAGAGCUCGGUUGCUGUCGCGCUCUGAAGCGCAGUGGUCUCAUCGUGGAAGAGACACUGUUUGAAACUCUGCCUUCUGACGUCAGAGACCAAAUGAAGGCUGAGUGAGACGCCUUAUUGUCGCCGCAGUGCCUGCCGUCUACCAAUUCAGAACAUUCAUUUUCUAUGAAGUCAUUACCAUACUUUCACUACUGUUAAGUUAUUUUUCCUGUUUCCGUCACGCAGGGAAAAAAAUACUUGUUCCUAAAAUGUCACAAAGAUUUUGGUUGCAACAUUGUUAUGUUUUUUAAAAUGUUUUUAAAAAUGUUUACAUAUUAUCCAUCCACAAUGUCUCCUUAAAGGAACAGUUCUCACUGAGAGUAAGCUGCUAGCUUAGCACUAAAACCCACCAGCACCUCUGAAGCUAAUUGACACGUCAUAGAUUGCUCGUUUUAUCCGGGAAAAAAAGUUAUUUUGAUUCAAUUCUUUUUGAUUCAAUUUGAACAAUGUUAAUACCAAUUACCUUAUGCCUUAAAUACCUUACACUAAUAAUCUCUUGAAUGGGAUUUUUUCUAAAUAGUGAGAACAUUUGGAACAAAAACAAACCAGACUACAAUAAGAACAAAAAUAAUUUACAAACUGUCCAGGAUUUUACAUAAAGACUAUGAAUAAGUAAUAAGCCGCCUUAAAACUUUCAGGUUGUGGUAUUGUUAGAUGCUGGAGGUUACUCGUGUGACACUUUUGUACUAUUGUUACAUAAAGUGCAUCUUGCUGUAUUUUCAUCUGCAGCUGAAAAGUAGCACUUUCACGUUUGAGGUAGAAGUGUGCAGGUUCUGGUGUCACAUUGGUUCCCACUGUCAUGUGGCAAGAGCCAGGUGAAUGUCAGGGUGUUUUUGGCAAUUUAUAUAUAUCUAUAAAUAUUUUUAUUUAUAUAUAUCAAUACAUCCAUAUUUUUUUGAAGGAAUCAAUAACAAAUGAGCUUGUGAGUAUCAAAGUAGCAAUAUCUCAAUAUCAAUCUGCACAUCCCCUAAAUAGUGAGAUUGAGAGGUGCUAGUAGGAAGAUAUCUUUUUUUAAAUCACUAAACAACCAGUCGAGCUUCUUCCCUUUUCUUCUCCAUCGUGUUUAUGCUAAGAUAGCUGUCUCCUGGAUGUGGCCUCACAUAUAGCCUGCAGACACGUGUGACAUAGAUAUUUUCAUCUAACUCUCGGCCAGAACGCAAAGAAGCAUUUCCACUUAGAUUGUUUGAAUGCAUAUUUUCUGCCACCGCUACAUGAAAUAAUUUCAUUCCUGAGCGUAAAUUUAGUCUGAAUACCGCGCUUAGGGUAUGUUUAGGCCAGGAGCCUUAAGCUGUAAUGUAUAUAUCUACUGUUGCCCUUAUAAAGUAUUUUCUUUUCUUCAAGAGACUGUUACAUCUCAUGGAUCGCAGUAUAGGGAGAUGCACAAACACAAAGGAUAUAUCGCACAUAAGUAGGCCUUCAUGUAGAAUCUUGGCUGAACAAUUCUGUAUCUGAAAGUUGCCAAUUUAAAGUGCAUUAAACUAAAAGGACUUGUCAA